This is a messenger RNA of Darwinula stevensoni, 2027 nucleotides long. The record is from the annotation of a GenBank genome assembly. NCBI's taxonomy places the organism in Eukaryota, Metazoa, Arthropoda, Ostracoda, Podocopida, Darwinulidae.
CAAGAUGGCUCCAGUCUCGGGCCACGUGGGAAAUGGAGAUUUCACAGAUUUACAAGCGGUGAUUGUAACUGAUUCCUUUCGUGAUGACUUUCCUCCGUUGAGUGCAAGUGGGCCGAAGGUGUUGUUUCCCAUUAUCAAUACAGCACUGUUGGAAUAUCCACUACAUCAAGCAUCUCUGGCUGGAGUGAAGGAGUGCUUUGUAUUCUGUCACUCUCAUUCAGAGGCUAUCAAAGAGUAUCUCAGAUCCUCAAAAUGGACUCGAAAGAGUAGUUCACUAGAAAUCAAAGUGAUUUGUUCAGAGGAUGCUCGUUCAAUGGGUGAUGCAUUUCGAGACUUGGAUGCCAAGGCUCUGCUUCAGACCCACUUCAUCAUCUUGCCUGGGGAUUUUGUCAGUAAUGUCAAUCUUCUACCCAUUGUAGAGGAGCACAAGGAGCGAUGCAAGAAGGACAGGGGUGCUGUAUUGACAGUUGUGUAUCGAAAGGUUCCCCCUGGUCAUCCUGCAAGAGGACGCGCCAAUGAAUAUGUUGUAGCUCUUGAUUCCAUCUCCAAGAGAAUCUUGUUUUGUGAGGAAGUGCAACAUGAAAAUCAGGUCCAUCUCCCAUUGUCAUUAUUUGACUCCAGCACCAGCAUCGACAUCCACUAUGACCUUGUGUCUCCUGGGAUUUAUAUCUGCAGUCCUGCUAUCCCACCUCUCUACUCAGACAACUUUGACUUCCAAUGUCAUGAUGAUCUCAUGCAUGGGCUUCUGGAUAAUGAGGAGAUACUUGGCAAUACCAUGUAUGGACAUAUCAUUUCUGACCAGUAUUGUGCUGCUGUGUCAUCUCCCUUUGCAUAUGACUUCAUUAGAAGGAGUCAGCUGGUUGGAAAUGUGGUGAUUGGUGAGGGAACCAGCAUCAGUGAUGAUUGUGUGAUCACUGAUUCUGUGAUUGGUCCAAACUGCAUCAUUGAAAUGGGAGUACAUCUCUCUAGGGCCUACCUGUGGGGGAAUAAUAUAAUCCAAGCAAAUACAAGGGUUACUGGUGGUUCACUUCUUGGAGAUGGUGUCACUGUGGGACCUGAUAUUUCUCUUCCUCCUGGUAUUCACUUAGCAUCUCAACCCCCUCCAGAUGAUGUGGAAUUUGGAAGUCCUCCUCCUGAACCACCUGCAAAGGAGGUGAUUGGUGUAGAUGGGAAGGCAUUUGUGUGGGAGAGAUGUGAAGCUUCAUCAGACGAGGAAGAGGAUGAAAAGGAAGAAAUGAUAGAGGAAGAUUGGGGAAUUGGCUGGCGAAGGAAGCAUGAGGAGAGUGAAGAGUCUAGUGAAGGAGAGGAUAAGUCUGAGACUGAUGGAAGUGGUGAUGAGGAUGAUGAAGAUGCAGAAUUGUCAGGAGUGAUGGCUGCCAGUGAUGAUUUGAAAGCAUUCUAUCGUGAGAUAGAAGAGAGCCUGCGGAUGGGAGUCAUAGAGAAGGUAUCCUGUGAAAACCUGAUCCUGGAAAUCAACUCUUCAAAGUAUGCUUACAAUGUGAGCAUGAAGGAACUGUGCAUCUUGGUGACACGGGCAAUUGUCAGCCUGUCAGCAGAUACAGAAGACCCUAGUGCCUUACUUGCUUCCCUACUUCCACUCCUCACCCAACUGUUACCCUUGUUUCAGCAAUAUAUCAAGGGGAAGGAGUCACAGCUGGACUGCUUAGCAGGUCUUGAGGAGCAUGCAAGAGAACAUCCAGCUUUUGCCCUUGCCUUUAUGCGAGUCUUGAAUUUCCUCUAUGACAAAGAUAUCCUUGCUGAAGAGGCCAUUCUGGAAUGGAAUGCUUCUGGUGUCACAUUGGAAGGGAGUGCUGCAGAAAUUAGGAAAAAAGUUGAACCAUUCAUCAAAUGGCUUAAGGAAGCAGAUGAAGAAUCAGAUUCAGAUGGAACAGGAGAUGAAGAGGAAGAGGAUGGAGAUGAUGAUUGAUUCAGAUGCAUCUCUACUAUGUUAACUUGAUCAUUGAUCUUGCUGUUUUUGGAAUAAAACAGAUGUCUUCUCCUUUCAAGGGGUAUAUGCAUGGGCAGAC